GCAGUGGUGGUGUCGGUUGGGUGUCUCGGUGUUGCCUGUGGUGUUCGCGAGCCUUCCCCCCUCCCUCCCUCCUCCCAACUCUCGGUAGUUCGUGAUUUUCGUGCGGCGGACCUGUUGCUCCUGCUGUAACUCCCGCAGGAGCUGGAGGAGGCCGCGAGAGUUCGAAAAGUCUCCCUCCCUCCCUCCGCACAACACCUUCUACCGUCGAGGCUCCGGACAUUCGAAAAGUACGUGUGGUCAGACUCGGUGAAGCAAAGAUCCGAAGCUUUUGAAGCCUUCGUCCGUGGUGGGAGUUGACCGAAGGGACUAAGAAAAACAAGAGAAAGAAAACACAGAAAGGAAAGAGAAAAAAGGCAAAGAGAAAAUGUGAAAGCUCUGUAAAUUCGUGUUAUUCUUUGGCUAAGAGUUCAUUACAGACGACCAAGAGGAAGGUAAUGAGUUUGUGACAAAUAAACACUGCUUCGUUUCAUGAACUUUCCAUCGUCAGUAUGUAAUCUAAAACUUAUUUUAAAACCGUGUGAAUUUAGACCAAAAAACUAAAUCUUAUCUAGUGGUACUGACUAGAAAAAAAAUCAAUAUGUUCCUUAGACAAAUGAAAGUGUGAAUCUAUUUAUUACAACGAAGCAAAGACGGAAAAGUUAUUAAAUCUUAAUCGUGUGUGAAAUGUGGAAUCCAAUUCUUUGUUGGAUACUUUCAUAGCAAACCGUCCACGCUGCUUAUCAGGAUGACGACGCCCCCGCCGCUGCAGCCGAAGGAGGAACACCCGACAUUGGGAAGCUUCUUGGAGACGACUCUGGAACACCUCAAUACGACUUUCAGCUUCGACGGAAAUGACUUCGAUAACGACUCCCAAGGAUCGGACUGGCCAGGUCACAACGAGACGGACGAAGCGGCAAGGGACAGCGCAGUCGUUCGGCACCUGUUCCCCGUGUAUCAGGUCCUCAUCACCGCCUUAUACAUCUUCGGCAUAGCGGGGAACAUCUCCGCACUCUAUUUCAUCAAGAAGAGUGAGACGCAGAGAAACCGGAAGCAGACGCUGAUGCUCCGGUGCCUGGCCCUGAACGACCUGGUGGCACUCCUCGGCUCCUUCGUCCUCAUGAACAUGCACCUGUACCUCCCAGUGGCCAACAGCCGGUGGUUCUGCAUGCUGAGGGUGAUCUGGAGGGCGUUUGGACUCGGCUCAGGCUGCGUGGCUUUGGUUAUGGCUGUCGAACGAUGGCUUUCGCUCACUCACCCUUUUACGUAUCAGAGGCACGUCACCCACACCGUCAUCCGGAGAUCCAUCGUGGGCUUGUGGGCUUUCAACCUCCUGCUGGUGUUCGCCCCCUUCUUCGGCUUCGGUCUCUGGUACGAUGAAAACGCCGAGGGCUUGACUCCCUGCGUCCGUUAUCGCUUCGGCACCUCCGUCGUCGACCGCUCCUACGCCUACCUCGUCUUCGCCUUCGGCAUGAUCAUGUGUUGCGUCAUAGUCUGUUGCAACAUGGCCGUCAUCCGGGUCCUGUGCAUGAUGCGGGAGCGCCUGAUGCCUCGCCGCCACUCCAGGACAUCAUGCAGAAGCACCUCCUCCACCUCGGACUCGAAAAUGAACCAUGCAACUAUCGAGGAGCUGUCCUUUGCCCGUCUCAUGGCUGUCCUCUCCAUCCUCUUCGUCAUCUGCUGGGUCCCGCAGCUGCUGACGAUCGUGGUGGCGCAGCUUCACGGUUCAGAUCCAAAGUUCAACAGAAUGUAUCGUAUUCCUGAUGUCUUUAUCGCUCUCAACUUCACACUUGAUCCGUUCCUGUACGUGCUCUUCCGCCGUCACCAGCGCUGCGGGAGUCGCCACCUGAGGAAGCUGAAGGCGUACCUGUGUCCCCAGCGCCGCCAUGAGUCUCCUACGCGCGCCCUCAUCAACGGCUCCGUCAGGUCCUCUUCACAUAACUCCAAUAAUAGCACUGGAAAGGAGGGAAAUAAUUCUUGUGGAGAGGCCACGGCGUCUUCCAACGUACCGAGUACUGAGAAAGAGUACGUCCCCCUCCAGCUCCUUCUGUCCCCCUCGGCCUCCAGCGACGUAUUCAGCGUCCUCAAGUCCUCUCCUUCAUUCAAGAACUUCGGAAGGGGUAAUGCCGUCCCCGUCGACGGAGAGAGAGUCUCCGCCGCGAUCUAUCCGUGAGAAAGCGCAGUUCACCCUCAGCGAAGAAGGCGAUGCAGGGGAGACUCGUAUAAACCCCGCGGAAGCCUUCAGGGCAGAAAAUGGUAAUUCGAAUGAGUGUCGCCAAAUCGGUUUACAAACGACGAAAUCUUGGGUCGCCUUGUCGAAGAACGACCCUUAUUACGCUAGCGACCCCGAGACGGACUCAGAAGAUAAUAAAGUUUCCGCAAAACGGAGCAAACGUUGGUCAUUCUGUUACGGACAAGAAAAUGCGACUGUUUUGUUUCAAAAAGAGCACAAAGGGGAAGACUUUAGAAGAAAAUUCUGGCUGCUAGAGUCGUGGUACCAUCUUGUACCGCGAAUGAAAAGUCACGAGAAUUUGUGGUUGAAAAGAGUCAAGUUUAGUAAAUAAUAUACGUUUUUUUUAAGGCGUUUAUGUCUCCAUGGAAAAGAAUGUGUUCUUAGUGUAUAAGUUAAGCAUCUAGAUAUUAAUCAGAAGUGUAAUAUUCUAUGUGUUUAUUCUGGUUAGCGGAAUACCAGUGAUGUACAUACAAAUACGUAUUUCACAUAUAAACUGAUAAACAAACAUUCAUACAUAUAUUAACAUGUAUGCUCUCUCUCUCUCUCUCUCUCUCUCUCUCUCUCUCUCUCUCUCUCUCUCUCUCUCUCUCUCUCUCUCUCUCUCUCU
Molecule: messenger RNA, 2816 nt
Organism: Penaeus indicus
Lineage: Eukaryota; Metazoa; Arthropoda; Malacostraca; Decapoda; Penaeidae
Product: prostaglandin D2 receptor-like
Exons: 10
Coding region: 725-2149 (474 amino acids)
Biological process (GO): positive regulation of cytosolic calcium ion concentration; adenylate cyclase-activating G protein-coupled receptor signaling pathway; inflammatory response
Cellular component (GO): plasma membrane
Molecular function (GO): G protein-coupled receptor activity
Source: RefSeq, a predicted model, not a curated record